AAAACUCGGCGAGAUCUUGAUGAAAUUCCCUUCCUUCUUGUUCAAUAACAAGAUUUAGGACUUAGAACACUCUCCUAAACCCAGAAAUUUCCAGAUCUGCGCUGUCUUCUUCCCCUCUAUCCGCCGGCCUCUGCUGUGUGGGGUUGAGUUCGGUUUCCUGUCGCGAGUUCCACUGCAGAAUUGCCGCUGGCCUCUUUCCCCCGCCAGGUCCUGUUCUGCAGCUGGAAAAAUUCUGGAAGCGAAACCGAGGACGAGGAAACCACAGGAAGUGACGAGUUAGAAGGGUAGCCAUUUCGAGAUUGAUAUAGAUUUUAGAAAUAAAUCAUGCUUUUAUAAGAUAAAUUUUACCUUGAAUUUAUGAGAUCAAAACAGAUUUUGGUCAUUAGAUCAAUUACUUGGAUUUAAGUUAUUGGAUUGUUAGAUGUGAAUGGGAUAAGUUUCGAACCUUGUGCAUUUAUAGGACCCUCUCACAAGUGUACGGCGUCUGUUGCGUCCUCAUAUUUAGGUUCUAGGGCGUGACCAGUACACUAGUGAUGAUGCAACAAUGAAGGAGGACAUUGAAGAGCGUAAUUUGGAGGCUGAGUUGGAUGCUGAGUUUACUAUGCUUGAUCUUGAGUUAGAUGCUCAGCUGGAGGAGGAGCUAUCACGUGCUGUCCUGAAGACAGGACGUGGCAUGGAUAAAGGAGAUGACGCUCCUGCAGACCCGAGUCAAAGGAAAGGCUUAGCCUUAAUCACCGAGGCACAUUCAGCCAUAUGAGGUUUGGGAGGAUUGCCACAGUAAUUUGGAAGUACUUGUAUGAUGAGCCAGUGCUUUUUUGGUCUAGCUGGCCUGAGGAAAAGAAGAGAGUUGCUUGGGAGAAUUUCGAGAGGACAUUAUUGGGAAGAAGGUGAUGCUCAUGUGUAUAAAAUUUGGAGAUUACAUUAUUGGAACCAUUUUCGAGAUGAGCUUCAACGAGCUUGAAAGGCAUGGGUCAAGGACAAGAAGUUGCCUAAGUUCAUGCAUAAGGAUACCUUUAAAAUUUUGUUGGCAAAAUGGAGGAGUCCAAAAUAUAUUGCACUCCAGGAAAGAGAUCGGCAAAACCAAGCAAAGGGUGACUGUGUGACCCAUACAAUUGGAUGCCUUUCUAUUGGGAUCCAUGAGGAUUGACUGGCAGCUAAAAAAGGAGUUAGGCCGACACCUUUAUAGUCGUACUUGUUGACUUACACAACUCGCCGACCUGAUGCUCUAGAAGAUGCCCCACCCACUUGGAUAUGUCCAUAGGCUGAGCAAACAUAUCAUCGGCCAAACAAGGAUUCGUGGCCAGAAUAGGAUCCAUUUAUCUGGAAUGAGGUGGUUGGACCUCCUAAAAAGGGUCAGAUGAGAGGGAUGUCUACAUUAUAGGAUCCAGCAAAGCAUGGCAUCCCUUGGCGACGAUAUGACAUGAGUGACGCCUUCUCUUCUACCACCAGGAUUCUUACAACACAAGUCCAGCUAUUGCAGUGUAAUACCCCAAAAUUUUUGGAGUUUUCAAGUGUGAGUUAGGGACCUAAUUGUGAAGAAGUAUUAUUAAUGAACUUAAUAGUAAAUU
This is a messenger RNA of Rubroshorea leprosula, 1568 nucleotides long. The record is from the annotation of a GenBank genome assembly. Lineage: Eukaryota; Viridiplantae; Streptophyta; Magnoliopsida; Malvales; Dipterocarpaceae.